AUGUCCAAUCCCAGCGAAAAUUCUCCUACAUCGAAUUAUUUAUGUCAAAAUUGCGGUACAAUAAAUACAAAUGGAGCAAUGUGCAUUCAGUGUCGAUCAGAAUUACUUGAAGAAAUUCCUGUAGAAAUUCACGAUAAUCAAUCGACAUCUGAUAAUACUCGACAAGAGCAAUUAUCAGAUAAUAAUCAACAAGUGUCUGUAAAUCAUGAAGUUCAAAAUCUAUUUAAUAAUACUAAUGAUAUACAAUUAUUUGGUAAUAUGUUAUUGAACAUGAUCAUGUCUCAGUCACAACCCGUUUUGCUACCACAACGUCCUCGUCGUGGUAGACCGCCACGACGUAUUAAACGUGUAGCACAUUCAUUACCAAGACGUCGAUAUAUUCCUGCUCUUGAUUUAUUUCCAUUGCAAGUUAUUAAUACUCAAACACCUCAUAUAUCACUAUUAGAUAUCGAUGGAUUACUGUCAGGACAACCAUCAAACAAUCAGCUUGAACCAAGCAUGACUCUUGUUCGGUCGCCAUUACAAUUCGUUGUUUUUGAUCAAAAUGCAGAAAAUUCGAAUCCAGAAGUGUUAAUACAAUUGUUAAAUGAAGAUAUCGGUACUAUACCUCUAAGAAGAAAUGAUAUUAAUCAGUUGCCUAUUUUAACUAUGACUCCAUCCAAUCUCUCGGUGAAUCCAUCGUGUGCUAUUUGUCUUGAAAAUUUCGAUCCACUCUCCGAAGUGAAACAACUGCCAAUAUGUCAUCAUGUAUUUCAUGUAAAUUGUUUAACAGAAUGGCUUCUUCGCCAUGCCAACUGUCCGAUGUGUCGAACAGCAAUAAUUCCAUCGAUUCAACGAACGCCAACAUCAAUAUUCAAUAAUUAUUGGAUGCAACAGUUAUUUUCCCGAUCAAUCAUACAACAACAACAACAACAAACGGAUGCACCUUCAAGUAAUAAUCUUGUUUCAUAUCCACCAGUUAAAACAACAAACUCAUUAGAAGCUCCAUUAAAUACAACAGAGCCUCAUCAUUCAUCAUCAUCAUCAUCAUCAUCAUCAUCUGACAUUCCUCAAUUACCACAUUUUGAUUCACAAACACACACUGAUCCCUCGUCAAAUAUAGAAUAA
Rotaria socialis is the source of this 1107-nucleotide messenger RNA. The record is from the annotation of a GenBank genome assembly. Lineage: Eukaryota; Metazoa; Rotifera; Eurotatoria; Philodinida; Philodinidae.